Molecule: messenger RNA, 393 nt
Organism: Peromyscus eremicus (cactus mouse)
Lineage: Eukaryota; Metazoa; Chordata; Mammalia; Rodentia; Cricetidae
Gene: Asdurf
Product: ASNSD1 upstream open reading frame
Source: RefSeq, a predicted model, not a curated record
AUGGCAUUCUUCUGGCAGAUGGUUGGAAAAGCGAAGUGCAUCUGUGUUAUGGACUUAUACUCUGUCAAUAACAAAUACCGCAAAGCUGAGAAUACAGAGCUGCUGAUACAGAAACCACUGCAGGAAAAUACUGACCACACCUCACUGGUGCCCACUCACACAUUGACUACACAUACCAAGGCCCUUAGCAGCAAGAUUAAAGAACAAAAAAUUAUUGUGGAUGAACUUUCUAAACUCUAUACUUGGAAAUUAUAGAGGUAGCAACAGAAAAGCAAAAUAUUCUUUCUUGCAGAUAAGAAAUUUCUAAAGCAGCAUUUUCUGAAUGAACUAAGGAAAAGAUACCAAGCAUUAGGAAACUCAUAAACAACCAAAGUCAUGACCCAUUCACCCUGA